Ceratotherium simum simum (southern white rhinoceros) is the source of this 1384-nucleotide messenger RNA. Lineage: Eukaryota; Metazoa; Chordata; Mammalia; Perissodactyla; Rhinocerotidae. The record is from RefSeq and is a predicted model, not a curated record.
AGGGAUACCUGCAUUUUCCUCCCCUAAAGCAGAAUGGAUAGGUGACUCAAGAGUAUGGACUCAGGCUAUGGGUAUACUGAGGCUAGAACAGUGACUGCCCUCUCCCCGCGCAAGGCCCCAUCACUCAGCAGGACCUCUAUGACCUCAUGCUAUAGUAGGUCAGCGCCUAAGGCCUGGGGCCUCCCCUUCCUGGGCAGCUUGGGGUUCCUCUAGCAGCCACUGCCCUACCUAACCCCUCCCACACCCCACCAUGUUGGCUGGUACCCCCCACCUACUAACACUGGAUGAAGCUGAUGCCACCUGGACCCUCAUCAAGGAUAAGGUUAUUGAGGACCACUUCGGGCCCAGUGUAGUGGCAGUACCUUUCCUGUCUGAUGCAACCUGCUAUGACCUAUUGGGUGUGCUGGUGAAGCAGUCCCGCCCAGCCCACACCCGCCUGGCUUUGCCAGGUCGGCAAGGACGGCGGGCACUACAACCAGUGGGGCCGCUACCAAACCUCCUGGAGCAGGCAGGGUCUGAGGGUGCCUUUGCCCACUGCACUCGGGAAUACUCACCAAACAGCCGAGCAGAGACAGCCUAUGAAGAAACGCGAUUGCUGGACGGGCGGCCCUGCCGGAUCCGCCUACAUAUGGGUGGCCUGCGCAAGAGGGUGGCCUUCCUGCUGCUGCCACCAGGGCAGGUGAGCCUACAGCAGACUCUUCCCUGGCUCCGAAGCACCCACAGCAUCUAUGUCAUCUACCAGGUCUUCUCCUGUUCCUGGCUGCAGCUAGGGCUGUUGCCUACAGCCCGUGAGCCCCAGCUGCUCCGGUUACAACGGUCACUGCCUGUUGCCUUCUCCUGCCUCAAGUUUUCACUGAAACCCAAAGGAGUGCUAGGACCGCAGAAGGCCCUGACGAAAGACCCACUGCCGCAUGGGGCCAAAUGGAUCAGACCCAACCUCAGCAUCAUGCCAUCUCUGGCCCCCACAUCAGCCCCUGAUGCUACCCUUGAAGCUGCUGAUGUGCCCCUACCUGUCCCAGCCCCACCUACACCACCUCCCCAGGAAGGGCCAGAGGGCAGACCCACCAGAUUCUCCUACAAGGGUCGAAACCCAUUCCGAAGGGGACCCCAGAUGCUGUCAGGGUCUGUCCUCGGAGUUCGACAGCGACGACUGAAGCUGAAGCGAGAGAUGCAGGGGGUGAGGCCCCUAAGAUCUGUCAUAGGGAUACUGGUCCCCAAUAAACAUCAGCUGCUGCUCCCCCAAACCAUCCUGGGCCCAUGCUGCUUCUUCCUGCUGAGGUCUGGAGUAGGGGGAGUGUCCCUACAUUUUUCCCUAGGCUUCAUGUCCCCUUACUCUUUAAGCACAUAAAAAACACCUUGAAACCUUGGCAUCAAUGUCUUCACU